Symphalangus syndactylus (siamang) is the source of this 600-nucleotide messenger RNA. RefSeq lists its product as uncharacterized. NCBI's taxonomy places the organism in Eukaryota, Metazoa, Chordata, Mammalia, Primates, Hylobatidae. The record is from RefSeq and is a predicted model, not a curated record.
AUGCACCAUAAACGGCUCCUUUCAGGCCCUUUCAGAGCGGGAGCGCGGAGGUCACCGUGUCUACAAACCCCUCUGUGUCCGCCACGUCUCCUGGGCCCUGGGCGCUCGGGCCUCCAGCCGCAGAGCACGCCUGCCCGUGGGAAUCCCAACACUUGUGCUCCGAGAGGCCGGCGGGGCGGGGGCGGGGGCGGGGGAGUGGGACCACCCGGCCCUCCCCCAGCCCGGACUCCCCCGCCCUCCCCGCCGCUCGUUCACAGAGCGCAGCGAGUGGAACGAAUUGGGUGCGCCGUCCUCAGACGCUGGCGGAAAUCAAAUGAUAAGGCGAGGUGGGACACCCGCUCUCCGCCCCGCGGCCGACGCCCACCCCACGGCAAAGGUAUCACGCGGUGUCCCGCCUCGCGGCGACGCGAGCGGCGGGAUGACUCGGCCUGGGCCCUGGCGCAGCCGAAGGCCCGGCUCGCUGGGGCGCGAAACCAGCUCGGCGCGCACAGCCCUCCGAGUGCCAGAACCCGCGGCGCAGCGAGAAGUGAACAGCGGCCGCCUGAAUGGCGGUUUCAAAAGGCGACACCUGCAAGCGCGGCCGGUUGUGAAUUGAAUUGA